UGAAUCGCCGAGUUCCAAGCAUGGAAGGAGGAGGGCUAGGCCUCACCGUGUGCGUGCUGACCGGGGCCUCCCGGGGUUUCGGCCGCGCCUUGGCCGGGCUGCUGGCCCCGCUGCUUUCGCCCGGUUCGGUGCUGCUCCUAAGCGCACGCAAUGAGUCGGCGCUGCGGCAGCUGGAGGAGGAGCUAGGCGCGCAGCAGCCCGGCCUGCGAGUGGUGCGAGCAGCCGCCGAUCUGGGCACUGAGGCCGGCGUGCAGCAGUUGCUGGGCGCGGUGCGAGAGCUCCCCAGGCCUGCUGGGCUGCAGCGCCUGCUGCUCAUUAACAACGCAGCCACUCUUGGGGAUGUUUCCAAAGGCUUCCUGAACGUGAAUGACCCAGUUGAGGUGAACAGCUACUGGGCUCUGAACCUGACCUCCAUGCUCUCCUUGACCUCGGGCACCCUGAAUGCUUUCCUGGAUAGCCCUGGUCUCAGCAAGACUGUGGUCAAUAUCUCAUCCGUGUGUGCCCUGCAGCUCAAGGGCUGGGGACUGUACUGCGCGGGGAAGGCUGCCCGAGACAUGUUGUGCCAGGUCCUAGCUGCUGAGGAACCCAGCGUGAGAGUGCUGAGCUAUGCCCCAGGUCCACUGGACACAGAUAUGCAGCAGUUGGCUCGGGAAACCUCCAGGGACCCAGAGUUAAGGAACGUACUGCAGAAGUUGAAGUCGGAGGGAGAGCUGGUACGCUGUGAGACAUCAGCGAAACUGCUGAACUUGCUGCAAAAGGACACCUUCCAGUCUGGAGCCCACGUGGACUUCUACGACAACUAAAGCCGUGCCCUGCUGACUGGCGAGAUGGCUCAGUGGUUAAGAGCACUGGCUGCUCUUCCAGAGGUCCUGAGUUCAAUGCCCAGCAAGCACAUGGUGGCUCACAUC
This is a messenger RNA of Acomys russatus (golden spiny mouse), 908 nucleotides long. RefSeq names its product sepiapterin reductase (gene Spr). Lineage: Eukaryota; Metazoa; Chordata; Mammalia; Rodentia; Muridae. Gene Ontology annotation, biological process: tetrahydrobiopterin biosynthetic process. Gene Ontology annotation, molecular function: sepiapterin reductase (NADP+) activity. The record is from RefSeq and is a predicted model, not a curated record.